AUGAUAACUCAAGUAACAGUAAUAGUAACUGCGGUGAAAUUAUUGUUUAUGCCGCUUUAUCGGUCAACAGAUUUUGAGGUUCACAGAAAUUGGUUAGCAAUUACCCACAAUAAGUCUAUUGAUCAGUGGUAUUUUGAAUCGACUUCAGAAUGGACUCUAGAUUAUCCUCCGUUUUUUGCCUGGUUGGAGUGUGCUUUGUCACAUGUAGCCAAAUAUUUUGACCCUGAGAUGUUGAAGAUUGAAAAUUUAUAUUAUGCCUCCGAGGUGACUGUAAUAUUUCAGAGAUUAUCUGUAAUUGUUUUAGAUCUAUUUUAUAUUUACGGAGUGAAACAGUGUUCCGACUUGCUAGACAAUGGGAAACUACUGGUAUUUAUAUUAUUGGUUGCUAAUCCUGGAUUAUUAAUGGUUGACCAUAUACAUUUUCAGUAUAAUGGAUUUUUAUAUGGACUAAUGCUUAUUUCCAUUUCACAUAUGAUUAAAGGUAAUGUUAUACAGACAGCAUUAUGGUUUGCAAUUUUAUUAAAUUUUAAGCAUAUAUAUUUGUACAUUGCACCAGUAUAUGUUGUAUUUUUACUGCGUGCCUACUGCUUUACGGUCUCUUCUAAGGAUGGUGUACAUACUCCUUGGUACUCAUUUUCAUUCACUAAUCUAACAAAGUUAGGUACUACAGUAAUUGCUGUGUUUGCUCUUUCAUUUGGACCUUUUAUUCACCAAUUACCACAGUUAUUUUCCAGGUUGUUUCCAUUCAAAAGAGGGUUGUCCCAUGCUUACUGGGCUCCAAACUUUUGGGCAUUGUAUAAUUUUGCUGAUAAAGUUUUGCUAUUUUUAUUGAAAAAAAUUGGAUUCAAAGCAUCAAGUAAUGUGGCUUCUAUGACUGGCGGUCUUGUGCAGGAGUUUGAACAUUCAGUGUUGCCAACAGUAAGACCAAGUGUCACUUUUCUAUUCACACUGAUGUCAAUGUUACCAGCGUUGAUAAAACUAUGGCACCUUGGGGCAGAUAGGAGGUAUCGAAAUAUGAGUUUUAUAAGGUGUUUGACGGUAUGUGCAUCAUGUGCGUUCAUGUUUGGUUGGCAUGUUCAUGAAAAAGCAAUAUUGAUGGCACUAAUACCACUGAGUUUCCUCUCCGUAUUAGGUGAAGACGACGGAAAAUGCUACUUAAUACUAUCAACUGCGGGACACUAUUCGCUCUUUCCGCUGUUGUAUCCAAAAAAUCUUGGGGCAAUAAAAUUAUUUUUACUAUUGACACAUUGUGCGAUGGGAUUCGUCAACGUACCCAGAUUGUACGACGAUCCGAAGACUAAAAAGCCUAGGAGACGGGGCUUUAUGAUUUUGCCAAUGUUGAAUUGGUACGAAUCGUUAUAUUUGUAUGGUUUCCUACUACUUUUCAUUUACGAUAUAUUGCAUUCCUCUUUAGGGUUUGAUAAAAGAUUUCCCUUUUUACCACUAAUGAUAACCUCGUUGUAUUGCUCGGUCGGAGUUAUAUAUUCUUGGCUGACUUAUUAUUAUUAUUUUUUAACGUUUAACGUAAGCCGAGUUCCUACUUUAUUAACCGCAAGGACUUUACGGUAUCACAGGAAAGGUAAAUAA
Pieris macdunnoughi is the source of this 1587-nucleotide messenger RNA. The record is from the annotation of a GenBank genome assembly. Lineage: Eukaryota; Metazoa; Arthropoda; Insecta; Lepidoptera; Pieridae.